Molecule: messenger RNA, 1461 nt
Organism: Coccomyxa subellipsoidea C-169
Lineage: Eukaryota; Viridiplantae; Chlorophyta; Trebouxiophyceae; Coccomyxaceae
Exons: 6
Coding region: 16-774 (252 amino acids)
Biological process (GO): endoplasmic reticulum to Golgi vesicle-mediated transport
Cellular component (GO): Golgi membrane; COPII-coated ER to Golgi transport vesicle; endoplasmic reticulum membrane
Source: RefSeq, a predicted model, not a curated record
GCCAAUCCUUAUGGGAUGCCAAACCCGCAGGCACCCUUCCCUGUCAAUGACCCCCUGAUGGCCAUGGGUAGCAGCAUGCUGCGGCAGUCGGGUGCAACCUACCUGGAGAGUGGGAAGAAGUACAUGCAGUCAUGGACAGGCGUGCUCUCCGGGGGUCUCCUCCACUAUCACUUUGACAUCAACUCAGAGUACGUGCGGAACAAGCUGAUGAUGCUGCUGGCGCCUUUCCUGAGGCGAUGGAACUACACACGAGUGCUGGAGCAGAUCACUGGCGGCCACAAAUAUCUCCCUCCUCGCCAGGAUGUCAAUGCGCCUGACCUGUACAUUCCCUUCAUGGCACUCUGCACCUGCUGCCUCCUGGCCAGCAUCAGCAAGGUGGUCACAGGGCGAUUCUCCCCGGACACCAUGUAUGCCACGGUCAGCAAGGGCUUUGGAGCCUGGGCAGUGCAUUGGAUGGUUCUCAAAGCCCUGAUGUACGUGCUGGGGGCAUCUGCUGCGAUUCCCUUCCUGGAGCUGGCAUCGUAUGCGGGCUACCCAUUCGUGCCAGCCUGUAUUGCCAUGCUGGCACGCAUGACUCUAGGGACGUGGGGAUUCAGGGCAGUGUGGGCGUACGGCGCAGCCAUGAUAGGGAUUGUGCUGGUUCGCACGCUGAAGCGCAUCAUCUUCUAUGAAGCGCGACAGUACAGCAUCGACUCGACCACGCACAACUACCUGCUGCUCGCGCUCUGGAUCUUUGAGUUCCCAUUCACCUGGUGGCUUGCACUUUUGCCAUGAAUUGUGCAGAACAGAACAGCGCUGUACGGCUAGCCAACCAUGCGGGUCUCGCACUGUGAAUGCUGGUACAAACGGAACUUCCUUGAAGGUCACAAACGGUUGGAAGAGAGGGAGCUCUUGCUUUCUUUACUUGUACAGAGUUUGCGUGUAGGCAUUCAGGAGAGUCAAGAGAGGAAUGGCAUGUUCGACUUGGGGACAGGAAAACGUCCAGUUCAAAAACAAAACAUUACUAGCCACGUGCACGGUUUCUGUACACACUGUCAAGAUGAUGCACGGUACCAUACAUGUGACUUCUGCUCCUAUAAAUCUUACUUUCCUGAGGAACAAACACAUGGCUACGCAGCAGCCUCACUGAAUGCCUGCUUCAAGCAGAUCUAAAUUGCUUCUCAGGGGGAGCACCAUGAAUUCCAAUGGCAUGCCACUCGUGAAGUGGCUACAAGGGCCUGAUUCAGAAUGAAAAAACCCCAAGAAUAUUGAGGCAGCUCUCAGUAACUGUAAUAACAAGUAGUUCUCAAUGUUCAAAAAUGAAAUUAUAUAUUGAGAGCUGCACAACGGAUGCCUCGACAUGCGGAGGCACUUAUCCCAGUCCUACUGUACACUGCCGUAUCCUAAGAGACUCCCUAAGAGUCUCAAUGGCUCAUCCUUGAAAGUCAAUGGUGGACUCCAUUCUGGAUCUGGCUGUCAAAU